Cryptococcus deneoformans JEC21 is the source of this 1965-nucleotide messenger RNA. RefSeq lists its product as hypothetical. The record is from RefSeq and is a predicted model, not a curated record. The transcript has 5 exons. The coding region runs from base 610 to 1524 and encodes 304 amino acids. NCBI's taxonomy places the organism in Eukaryota, Fungi, Basidiomycota, Tremellomycetes, Tremellales, Cryptococcaceae.
UUGACAAUAAUGAUCACCAGCCGCAUCGCUCCUGGUUAAUUAUUUCUGCCUCUCGUCUUUUCAUCUAAAGACACUCAUCGGGUCUCAACGGACACCACCAUAUUAUUGACUUGGUGACUCGGAGCCAUGACGAGUGGUGCUGAUGAUGCCUUUUUGUCCCACUUCAAGCGGCUCAUCUCUUGAUGAUGAUGACAAUCAUACCGAUUGCUUUUGUAACGUCAGCCAACCUGGAAAGCUCCGAUCUAACGCAAUCAUGCGCACUGCAACCAAGUCUUGUUUUGCCUGAUCAUGCAAGAUCAUUUGCAUUGUUCAUUGAUGAUACAAAGCAUGAGCUAGACCUGGGAGUCGUAAAAAAUCUCGUUACUUACGCCGUAGAAGUAGCUCGUUACUUCGGUCAUGCUAACGAGAUCGAUUCACGAUUGCUGAAGUGCCAAGCUUUGGUCUAAGCUUUGGUCAGAGAGAUAUAAAAGGACAUUCCCGAAGCAGGCCCUCCGGAUUGAAGGACCUCACUGCCCAUGACUGGAAGCUCUUGUCAAGUGUCUUGUUCCUGUGGUCGAAGGCCUUCUCCCUCCCCGUAUAGAAGCUCUUUUGAUUCCUCUGGUCGACAACAUGUUGAACGUGUACAAUCUUGCUUAUCUUGAUCAACACACUGAUCGCACGCUGAACCUUUUGGAUCAGGCAGUGCAUAAGUUCAGUCAAAAAGCACGCUCACUUCACAGGGAAUCAAUCGCUCUGCGGUCUGAAAUCCUUGCAAAAGACCCAAAUCGUCGUGUACCGUCCUGUUCCCACUCCACCCCAAAAUUUCAUAUGCUUGACCAUAUGACAUUUUGUAUCCGUAGGCUUGGACCGUUGAACAACUACACGACCGCUUUUGGUGAAUCUGAGCAUCGCAGGAUUAAAUGCCUGUACAGUGUCACGAACAAGACACAGUCUGGAGCUCAACAGCUAGGCCUCCGUGUCCACGAACAACAAGUUCUUUCUCGUCUACACAGAGAAAUCCACGGCACGACACAGGUCUCCCAGGAUGAUCACCCAAUGAUGUUGGGUGAACCAUCUUAUGAACAACCCUUCCAAAUGUCAGGGAACAAGCGCCAACCUGGCUACAUCUCCGAUCUAAAAGAAAAGGCCUCCAGUUUUCCAGAGCUGAAGUCCUUUGGCAACGGACUCAUUUCUCACCUCUAUCAACGUCUAAACCCAGAACAUGAUAUUGAUGGUGGUGUUUCGGCAGAGCACCGAGAUAUGAUAUCAGUUGCCAACGACAAACUUUACUGGCACAAUACUCUUCGAGUUUUCCAUACCAAAUGCAACAUGGAACGAACUUACGACAUCAUCAAUCCCGAUGUGAAGACCUUGGAUAUCAUGCUGCAGGCCCCUAUUAAUAACAACCCUCGUUUUCUUCAUGCAUGGGUGAUGAAAAUGUUCCAUAUGGAGGUAUACAAGAAGAAGAAGGCCGGUCUAGUGACGAUGAAAGAUGCGGAGAAACACAGUUUAUAUAUGGUAUGGGGUAAAGGUGGUACGAAGUAGAUGGGGACUGGGGAGAGAGUUCUACUGCUCGCCGACUUCUGUAUCGAGUGAAGUGGGCCGAGGGUCCAGAAGGUUAUAUGUUGUAGUCGAAUACGCGUGAUGUGGUGGAGGCUCAGGCAAAGGUUUCAGGGAAAGCGAGGAAGGAUUCGGUUGAUUGGCUGGACAAUUUUAUACCUUUUUGCGCGACUAGUUUUUCUUCACUUUCUUCAUGUAACACAGAUCACCUAGAUCUCAUGUUCAACACGUCCGUCGGUACUCGCUGCACACAUCCGGACUCCCUGCCCGCCUCCCGCCUGUACUACGUACCCAUGCAUGCAAUGCUUAGCAGGAGGGUUCAUACUCUAUAACUAUGGCCUUUCUCAUUUAUCUACCCGUUAUGUCUCGGCCACGCCAGAAGUACAUAUCAGUAUGAAUGCCCAUUGCGCAGGCGCAUAAUAGAAG